UCCAGAAACCACACUUACUGGGCCAACAGUCAGCAAAAUCAGCACAAGAAAAAGCCUCCUCUUUUCUUUUUGGGUUGAACUCUAUAUUGGGCUCUUUAGCCGAUGCUGCCAAAACAUAUUCUCCGCCGCGACUCUCUGUCUCUCUCUCCCAGCCGCCCCCUCUCUCGUCUCACAGAACAGAUGCAACUUGCCACCGCCGCUUCAAAUCUCACAAUUUCUACUCUCUGUUGGUCAUCAGUUAGGCGAUUAGAAUACUCUCUCCUUCUCUUUCAUCUGGCUGUUAGUUAUUGCUUGUUAGGGUUUGGAAGUUUAUCUAAUGGGACCCUGCUUGUGUUCUGAUUUUCACUGAUUCAAAGUUGUCGAUUGUUUGAAAAUUUUGACCCUCUUUUUCCUUUACAAUAAACAAAACUCCUCUAAAAACCUUACUCUCCAACGUCAAGAGUCCAAAAGAAUGGAAGAGAAGGAUACAACAAGCCCUAAGACAACGCAAGAGCUAGCAAUGGAAGGCCAGAAGCAUCUAGAAGAAACCAUAGAGGCAGCUUUCCAGAUCCUCUCCUCCAUGAAUGACGAGCUCUGCAACCCCACAUUGUGGUCCACCACUUCCUCUUUUUCAGCUGCUACAAACAUAGCAAAUGGUCCUGCUCCCCACGCAAAUGGUGUCAAUAAUGGCGAUUCAUCUUCUUCUGAAAACACUUCUACCCAUCACGGAGACUUAAUUGGUGCUGGUGGUUCUGGCACCGGAGGAGCUCUUGAAGAGGCUCGGCAUCGGUAUACGAACUCUGUGCGCUUACUCCGUGCUGUUCUCACUGCGAUUCCCAACUCUCAGAAGGCACCAUCUGAAACUAGUUCAACUGCAGUCAGUUCAGAAUCACCAGCAGAUGAAGCUGAAAUUGAGAAGUUAGAUGAGCGAGCCUCCAAUUUGAGAAAGGAGCUUGCAAACAAGAAUGUGUAUAUCAAGUUUCUUAUAGAUCAACUACGAGAUCUUAUUACUGACAUAUCAACAUGGCAAAGUCCUUGUUCCAUCUGAUUUCGAAAUGGAUCUAAAAAAUAUAGUGUCCUUGCGCACUGAAGAACUCUGAAGGUGAUUUUGCUUUAGUAUUAAGUUUGCACAAUCUGUGAUAUUUACAAUUGUUUAUCUCUUCCAAUCAGUUUGGCGAGGGUUUGGUUAUGAUUUCACAGGGGAAAAUUUCACGAGGAGAAUAUUAGAUGAGAGAUACAGUAGCGAAAGUUUGUAAAUCUUGAGACAUCUGAAGUUAAAGAUCAAGUUGUCGAAUCAAAUUUCCGAUAUGAUUAGUGCCUUCCUUGAAUUCUU
Molecule: messenger RNA, 1312 nt
Organism: Prunus avium (sweet cherry)
Lineage: Eukaryota; Viridiplantae; Streptophyta; Magnoliopsida; Rosales; Rosaceae
Product: mediator of RNA polymerase II transcription subunit
Cellular component (GO): mediator complex
Source: RefSeq, a predicted model, not a curated record